Messenger RNA from Pelobates cultripes (western spadefoot toad), 7878 nucleotides. Lineage: Eukaryota; Metazoa; Chordata; Amphibia; Anura; Pelobatidae. The record is from the annotation of a GenBank genome assembly.
UGUGCCAGGAAGGCGUGUCUCCCAGGCGGAAGUGGGUGGGUGGGCGUGGCUUGUACCCAGGAAGUGCUGUGAGUCCCUGCAAGGCUCAGUGAGAGGUGAGUAUGACAGCAGUCAGUGUGAUUAUUGGGGUACAGACAGCAAUCAGUGUGAUUAUUGGGGUACAGACAGCAAUCAGUGUGAUUAUUGGGGUACAGACAGCAGUCAGUGUGAUUAUGGGGGUACAGCAGGGCUGCUCAGUGAGUAUGACAGCAGUCAGUGUGAUUAUUGGGGUACAGCAGGGCUGCUCAGUGAGUAUGACAGCAGUCAGUGUGAUUAUUGGGGUACAGCAGGGCUGCUCAGUGAGUAUGACAGCAGUCAGUGUGAUUAUGGGGGUACAGACAGCAGUCAGUGUGAUUAUUCGGGUACAGCAGGGCUGCUCAGUGAGUAUGACAGCAGUCAGUGUGAUUAUUGGGGUACAGCAGGGCUGCUCAGUGAGUAUGACAGCAGUCAGUGUGAUUAUUGGGGUACAGCAGGGCUACAGCAUCAGUGCUAUGAGUGAGUAUGACAGCAGUCAGUGUGAUUAUUGGGGUACAGUACAGCAGGCUGCUCAGUGAGUAUGACAGCAGUCAGUGUGAUUAUGGGGGUACAGCAUGGCUGCUCAGUGAGUAUGACAGCAGUCAGUGUGAUUAUGGGGGUACAGCAGGCUGCUCAGGGAGUAUGACAGCAGUCAGUGUGAUUAUGGGGGUACAGCAGGGCUGCUCAGUGAGUAUGACAGCAGUCAGUGUGAUUAUUGGGGUACAGACAGCAGUCAGUGUGAUUAUUGGGGUACAGACAACAGUCAGUGUGAUUAUUGGGGUACAGCAGGGCUGCUCAGUGAGUAUGACAGCAGUCAGUGUGAUUAUUGGGGUACAGACAGCAGUCAGUGUGAUUAUUGGGGUACAGCAGGGCUGCUCAGUGAGUAUGACAGCAGUCAGUGUGAUUAUUGGGGUACAGCAGGGCUGCUCAGUGAGUAUGACAGCAGUCAGUGUGAUUAUUGGGGUACAGCAGGGCUGCUCAGUGAGUAUGACAGCAGUCAGUGUGAUUAUGGGGGUACAGCAGGGUUGCUCAGUGAGUAUGACAGCAGUCAGUGUGAUUAUGGGGGUACAGCAGGGCUGCUCAGUGAGUAUGACAGCAGUCAGUGUGAUUAUGGGGGUACAGCAGGGCUGCUCAGUGAGUAUGACAGCAGUCAGUGUGAUUAUUGGGGUACAGACAGCAGUCAGUGUGAUUAUUGGGGUACAGACAACAGUCAGUGUGAUUAUUGGGGUACAGCAGGGCUGCUCAGUGAGUAUGACAGCAGUCAGUGUGAUUAUUGGGGUACAGACAGCAGUCAGUGUGAUUAUUGGGGUACAGCAGGGCUGCUCAGUGAGUAUGACAGCAGUCAGUGUGAUUAUGGGGGUGUAGCAGGGCUGCUCAGUGAGGAUGACAGCAGUCAGUGUGAUUAUGGGGGUGCAGCAGGGCUGCUCAGUGAGUAUAACAGCAGUCAGUGUGAUUAUUGGGGUGCAGCAGGGCUGCUCAGUGAGUAUGACAGCAGUCAGUGUGAUUAUGGGGGUGCAGCAGGGCUGCUCAGUGAGUAUGACAGCAGUCAGUGUGAUUAUGGGGGUACAGCAGGGCUGCUCAGUGAGUAUGACAGCAGUCAGUGUGAUUAUGGGGGUGCAGCAGGGCUGCUCAGUGAGUAUGACAGCAGUCAGUGUGAUUAUUGGGGUGCAGCAGGGCUGCUCAGUGAGUAUGACAGCAGUCAGUGUGAUUAUGGGGGUGCAGCAGGGCUGCUCAGUGAGUAUGACAGCAGUCAGUGUGAUCAGUGUGAUUAUGGGGGUACAGCAGGGCUGCUCAGUGAGUAUGACAGCAGUCAGUGUGAUUAUGGGGGUGCAGCAGGGCUGCUCAGUGAGUAUGACAGCAGUCAGUGUGAUUAUGGGGGUGCAGCAGGGCUGCUCAGUGAGGAUGACAGCAGUCAGUGUGAUUAUGGGGGUGCAGCAGGGCUGCUCAGUGAGGAUGACAGCAGUCAGUGUGAUUAUGGGGGUUCAGCAGGGCUGCUCAGUGAGUAUGACAGCAGUCAGUGUGAUUAUGGGGGUGCAGCAGGGCUGCUCAGUGAGUAUGACAGCAGUCAGUGUGAUUAUGGGGGUGCAGCAGGGCUGCUCAGUGAGUAUGACAGCAGUCAGUGUGAUUAUGGGGGUGCAGCAGGGCUGCUCAGUGAGGAUGACAGCAGUCAGUGUGAUUAUGGGGGUGCAGCAGGGCUGCUCAGUGAGGAUGACAGCAGUCAGUGUGAUUAUGGGGGUACAGCAGGGCUGCUCAGUGAGUAUGACAGCAGUCAGUGUGAUUAUGGGGGUGCAGCAGGGCUGCUCAGUGAGUAUAACAGCAGUCAGUGUGAUUAUUGGGGUGCAGCAGGGCUGCUCAGUGAGUAUGACAGCAGUCAGUGUGAUUAUGGGGGUGCAGCAGGGCUGCUCAGUGAGUAUGACAGCAGUCAGUGUGAUUAUGGGGGUACAGCAGGGCUGCUCAGUGAGUAUGACAGCAGUCAGUGUGAUUAUGGGGGUGCAGCAGGGCUGCUCAGUGAGUAUGACAGCAGUCAGUGUGAUUAUGGGGGUGCAGCAGGGCUGCUCAGUGAGGAUGACAGCAGUCAGUGUGAUUAUGGGGGUGCAGCAGGGCUGCUCAGUGAGGAUGACAGCAGUCAGUGUGAUUGUGGGGGUGCAGCAGGGCUGCUCAGUGAGUAUGACAGCAGUCAGUGUGAUUAUGGGGGUACAGCAGGGCUGCUCAGUGAGUAUGACAGCAGUCAGUGUGAUUAUGGGGGUUCAGCAGGGCUGCUCAAUGAGUGACCUCCAUGGGUGGGGGGACAGGGAAUUCAAUGUUUAUUUUAAUAUAGUGCUCUAAUUGUUAAUGGUCUGUUCAGCCACUCACUGACAAUGUGAAGACACACUAUAAAGACUCAGUUAUUAAGUGUUAUUGCAUAGCAAGACCACUUACUGUUAUCUCACAUAUAUAUAUUAUUCUUAUUAUAGCCAAAUUUACCCCCCUAACUCCUCCCACAGUUUUUACAUUACAUAGACAGAAAUAUACCGUGCGGAUUGUUCCCGAUUAGAUUGCUAUUACUUUGUGGAACGUUUCGCCGAAUGGUUCACGGAAUAUCGUCGUUCUUGUGGCGAAAUUGGUCCCAUAGGAAUGAAUGGCAAAAUGUUCAAAACUAGAGUGGGAGCUGGCAAAAGCUGAAAAAUCAGGACAUGAUUUCUAAACUGCCACCACUCCCUCAUUGUCAAGCCCACCUACACAAAUCUUAUAUCAAAACGUUCAGCUAUCCCUGCUGCCACUAACAAUGUCCACGGCCGUAGUCCUGAUAGUUUUCACACUAUGACCAUUUGUUUGAAACUCACACCGUCCAUUGACAUUCAUUGAAACUUCACUCUAGCCAGCUCAAAUUUGAAGGGCAAUUUCUAAACUGCGACUGUGCCUUCAUUGUUAAUACUUUAGAGACAUACUAUGCAUCAAAAUGUAGGUCUGGGUCUUGUGAUUCUCACAAUAUAAAGCUCUUCGCUGUAGGAUUUAUAGUUUUCAAAAUAUGACCGUUUUAAGAUGGCAACCGCCAAAAUACUCUGACCUGUGCCAGGCUGGAGCAGCAAGUGAUGUCAUAGACAGGGCCUUUUGUACACCUGCUAAUGUUUUUAUAAAUGUAUGUUUUAAUGUAACUGUGAAGCACUUUGGGCAACAACGUUGCAAUUAAAUGUGCUAUUCAAAUAAAUAAUAAGUUACUCCGCCCACUCCAGUUGUAGACUUCUGGUGGAGGCAAGAACACUUCACACAAUUUCCCCAGAAAUUGUAGCUUUUCUAGUUAUUAUUAUUAUUAUUACUGGUGUUUAUAUAGCGCCAGCAUAUUCUGUAGCACUUUACAAUAUUAUCAAAUGGGGAGUUUUAACAAUAAAUGAGACAAUUACAAAAACUUACAGGAACAAUAGGUUGAAGAGGACCCUGCUCAAAAAGCUUACAUUCUAUAGGAGGUAGGGUGUAAAACACAACAGGACAGGAGGUAGGCACACACAGAAUCUGCCCAGAAAUGCAGUAUGUGUAUAUAUCAUGAUUGGGGUGGACACAUUGGUGAAUAAUGUAGUACAAGGGUGGGCCCAGCUUUUGAAAACACUGUAGAAAGUGUCAUUUUAUUACAACAUGUGGGGACCUAACUUUUCGCUAUGCCUGAUAUAGGACCUUUGUUGCAGUGGUAGUAGUUUUUCGACAUGAGACUCUGCCACUGGUGAAGCUGGCUAAGAAGCAGAGGAGAGGUAGUUCAGAAAAGUUGAGUGAGCAUACACGCUGCACUACGACUGUCAAACAGGUUCAUACCGAAAUCAAAGCAUUGACCCAGGGCAUGCUGGUGUGAUACUUACAUUGGCAUCUUUUGAUAUCAGUCUUUUUAUAUGAGCAAAGCUAUUUGUACGUGGUGCUCAGUAUUUUUUGUCAACUGCAUUUUUCAACUUGGCAAACUCUUUUACGUUCUGUUGGACGUGGACUGUGGUUUUUAAUCAAAGUAGCAAACAUAAAAAACAGGUGAAAACUUAGGAGCAGUGGCCAUGGCACCUGUAGGAUUUUUUUGGUUUUUGCCUUUUAUUGAUAGUAUAUCAACAUAAUACUGUAUGUUAUCCUGCAUUCACUUUUUUCACCUUUAUUUAUCCCUCCAGAUGACGAUCCAUAACCUGUACAUAUUUGACAGGAAUGGCAUUUGCCUUCACUACAGUGAAUGGAAUCGAAAGAAACAGGCUGGAAUCUCAAAAGAUGAGGUGAUGUUCCACAGUGGGCUGGAGAGGAGUAGAUGUAAAUAGCCUUAUUUAAAAAAAUUCAGCAUUUCAUUUUCUAAAUCUUUAUUUGUGGAGAAUUUUCUAGAGGAUUGCAUUAAAGGACCACUAUAGACACCCAUACCACUUCAAUGAAGUGGUUUGGGUGCCAGGUCCCUCUAGUUUUAACCCUGCAGCUGAAAACAUAGCAGUUUCAGAGAAACUGGUAUGUUUACACUGCAAGGUUAAUCCAGCCUCUAGUGGCUGCCUCCCUGACAGCCACUGGAGGCUUUACCGCGAUUUAAAUCUCACUUAUUUGACGCUGGAUGUUCUCAACGACCUCCAGUGUCAGAAAAUAUCCCCAAAGGAAAGCAUUGAGUAAUGCUUUCCUAUUGGCGGGCUUGAAUGCGCGCGUGCCUCUGGCCACGCAUGCGCAUUCAGCUCCACUCGGGAGCGGACGUUGAUGGAGGAGGAGAGGUCACCAGUGCUGAGGGAGCCUGGUGCUGGAUUAAGUUAAGCAAAUGAAUGGGGCAUUAAUCACCGUUUAGGUGAUUAAGGCUCUAUAGCGUUAGAAAUACAUAUUUGUAUUCCUAACUCUCUAAUGUUCCUUUAAGAACUGAGAAAAGCCUCAUAGGUUUCACUAUGGAUACUUCUCAUUCAGAUGACAAAUGCGUUUAGCUCACUUGUACCUUUUGCACAUAAGACUAGUUUAAUAUAUUUCACAAAUAGAUUAUUGUCUUCAGUUUCAUGCUAAGAGUCUUUGUUAUCUUGUCUUAACCCCUUAAGGACACAUGACAUGUGUGGCAUGUCAUGAUUCCCUUUUAUUCCAGAAGUUUGGUCCUUAAGGGGUUAAAGUGGCUCGGUCAACUCAAAUGCAAGCUUUUUCCUAUUGUUUCUUCUUCUUUUCCUUUUUCAGAAUCUGAUCCUUUUUUUUUUUUAUUUCUCUUUCUUUAAAAUGUGAGACAGAGUAGGGAUAUCUCUACUAUCUUGACAAAGGAAGUGGAGCUUUUUAUGCCUAAAGAUGUCACAUUUGGCAAGCAUAGAAUAAAUGCAUAAGUCAGAGUAGUCCCUACUUUGUUUUAUGUUUUUAAAGAGAAAUAGUUAAGAAAAGAUGGAUUCUGAAAGAGGAAGAUAAGAGGAAACAAUAGGAGAAAUGUGAGGUGACACAGCCACCGUAACCUAAUUGUGUUAUUUUCUUCUGCUUUUCCUGAUAUCUUCUGUGACCAAAGUUAUUACACUACCACUUCUUUUUUUUUUUUUCUGGGCAAAUCCCAUUCUUCUAAUCCGUUCCCUUGUUCCUUGUACGUUCUUUGCUUCCAGGAGUACAAGCUCAUGUACGGAAUGCUUUUCUCUAUCCGAUCUUUUGUGAGCAAGAUGAGUCCAGUUGACAUGUAUCCUUUGACUCUGUUGGACCACACAUUGAUCCUCACCCUGGGGGUGUGUGGAGAGAAUUAAAUAGCAGCCAAGCUGAUAUACACAAAGUAAUGAGGGAAUCCUAAUGUUUAGUACCAUGGGAUAAGAAAAAAAAUAUUGUGCUGUUCUUUAACCCAUUGUGCACAGGAAAGAGGGCUUCCUCUCCUUUCAAACCAGCAAGUAUAAGCUACAUUAUUAUGAAACACCAAGUGGCUUGAAGAUGAUCAUGAACACAGAUCUUAGUGUGGGGAGCAUUCGAGAUAUCAUGCAUCAGAUAUACAGCACGGUGAGUGGCAAUCCAUUAGAACACUGUCAUUUUAGAAUAACCAGAAGGUUAGGAGCAUAAGUGGUGAUGUUUAAAGUGUCUCUUUGAAGCACAUUCAGACUUUUGGUCAGUGCUGUUUCAUAGGACAGGCCUAGCUUGAGGAUAAAAGUAAUAAACAUUUCUUUUUUUCCUCUCUCAGAUAUAUGUAGAAUACGUUGUGAAAAAUUCUCUCUGUUCUAUGAGUGAACCGAUUCAAAGCGAACUUUUCAAAUCCAAACUGGACUCUUUUAUCAGAAGCCUUCCUUUCUUCUCUGCUCGAGCUGGCUAAAGGAGACAUGGAUUUUACUACACACUUCAUAUUCAUGCCUCAGUCCACAUUAUUUCCUUAUGUUUCAUUCACAUUCUUCUGACUCACACAGUAAAUAAGAGAAUUCCUAGUCUAUUUCUUUUCUAGGAAGCUCUGGAAACUGCAAGGUUAGUUUAUAAAUAUAUGGACAUUAUCAAAAACCCUCCCUGUUUAUUAAAAUAUAGAAGAUUACUGAGAUUCUUCAAUUAAUACAUGGGAAAAAAAUCUUUGUGUUGUUUUUGUUUGUGUUUAUUUUGAAAUUGACAAGAUUCGAUUCUUAUUGAUUUUUUUCCAUCACUGGUACAGCCGGGAUUGCGUGUCUUUCAAAACAUUAGAAUCAAGACAGGAGGAGGAACAGAAGACAGAUGAGCAAGAUGGGGGGUUGUUUAAAACAAUUUCAGUCGCUGGUGGCUUCUAUUAGCAUAUGUGCUCCCCAAAAAUCCCUACCCUGCACCCUCACUUGUGUAUAGCUCUGCAGAAGCACUCCUGUAUGGGCAGAAACGUUCUUUGGAGAGGUUUUUUUCUGAUGUCCACAGAAGAAUACUCGAUUUGCUGAUCAUAGAGGAUUUAAUUUUUAUUUAUUUUUCUUAUUUCCACCCUAUGCUUUCUCUGAGGGUUUUUAUAUAUAAUCAGGGCCCAGCAGCCAAACUGAGUUUAUAUAUAAAUUAUGUUUGCAGUACUAUAUAGGUAACAGCACUGUCAGUGUCUCAAAUGGGUUUCGCGUGAAAAUGGCGUUGAAAUGGUUUUCAGAAUUUCAAUGACACAAACAAUUCUACAGAAUGUUUCUAUUUACAAAUGAGAACAUUGUAGGACUAGGCAGUAGGUACAAGCUGAUAUUUCACAAACAUGUUUCUGCCCCUGCAAUUGUGUGGAAAUGUCGAGACUUCCCCUUUAACAAGUACUGUAUUAAUUUGACCCAAAAUAUAUGGCAAUUUAUGUACUUAGUAUACCCAUACUUCGGACUGACAUACUUGAAGCCAUGUCAGAUAAGCUGUUGCUGCACCCUUUGAUGAUAAUUAGGCUGUAUACAUCUGUUUGGCUGGUUGUGAAUUAAAAACAGUAUAUGAAUAACUAAAGUCUGAAUUACG